This is a messenger RNA of Rhinichthys klamathensis goyatoka, 753 nucleotides long. It is a transcript of the gene mpv17l2, whose product is annotated as MPV17 mitochondrial inner membrane protein like 2. Gene Ontology annotation, cellular component: cytoplasm; membrane. Bases 113 to 703 code for a protein of 196 amino acids. Gene Ontology annotation, biological process: mitochondrial ribosome assembly. The record is from RefSeq and is a predicted model, not a curated record. Lineage: Eukaryota; Metazoa; Chordata; Actinopteri; Cypriniformes; Leuciscidae. The transcript has 5 exons.
AAAUAUAUUUGUGUAUCUCGUAUGCCAUUUAUUCUGGAGUAAAGGAACAGAAGUGGCGAAUGAAGUCGUCGAGCCGUAACUUGAGAGGAAUUUAAGUUAACUCGGUCUAAACAUGAUAUCUCGUCAGAGUAAGGAUUUUCUCAUAAGGAUCGCCGGUUACUGGAAGCCGCUUUUCAGAGGCAGAUUUCUGAUCGUGACGAACACGGUGAGUUGUGGGGGGAUGUUGGCAGCGGGCGACCUCAUCCAGCAGACUCGAGAGACGCGGAAGACCCCCGGACGAGCACGUGACUGGUGGCGUACAGGUUGUAUGUUUGCCGUCGGAUGCUCUAUGGGUCCUUUCAUGCAUUAUUGGUACCUGUGGCUCGACAAAUACUUUGUUGGCAAUGGCAUAAGUAAUGUCUGCAAGAAAGUGUUUACUGAUCAGAUGGUUGCUUCACCAGCACUGGGGGCCUGGUACUUCCUAGGUAUGGGUAUGAUGGAGGGUCAAACUUUGUCUGAGGCACAAAGUGAAUUCAGAGACAAAUUCUGGGAAUUUUACAAGGCAGAUUGGUGUGUUUGGCCAGCAGCUCAAAUGGUAAACUUCUACUUCUUGCCACCCAAGUAUCGUGUUCUUUAUGUGAAUAUAAUUACCCUGGGAUGGGACACCUACCUCUCCUACCUCAAACACAGAGACCACGUAGAGGCCAAACGAGAAGCUGAAUGAACUGAGUGAAGAUGUCCGAAGAGGAGGAAUAUUUCAAAACACUGCUUUGA